AGGCAUAAAGACCCCCACAUUUUUGGACUUUGCCGAAUUGCGGAGGAGUAAGCCAGAAAUGAAGUAAGAUUCAAUCUUCUUUGGUCAAUUGAAGCAAUUGGGAUCUAGAAAUUUCGACGUUUGCGAGUAUCUGGCGACUUGUCAUCCAUCUACUCCACUGUCUAGGUAUAGGUAUUUAUGUCAUCUACUGACCACAUCCAAUGUCUUGUGAUAGGCAGUGAUUGAAACAUCGGUCUUGCUAGAAGAAUUCUACCUGCAGAAAGACAUUCAAUUGCCUUCGAGCUACUGUAUAUAAAAUGUCUACCGUGAUCAUCGGAGGAGGGAUCAUUGGGUCCUCAAUCGCAUAUUACCUGUCCGAUAAAAGAUCAGGGGAGGGCAUUCAUAUCAUCGAAUCCUCAUCCAAGCUUUUCAGCGCAGCAUCUGGCUAUGCUGCUGGUUUCAUGGCCAAGGAUUGGUUUGCCCCUUCCCUCGCCCCGCUUGGUGCCCUUUCAUUUGAUUUACACCACCAACUUGCCGUUGAAAACGGGGGAGAGGAGAAAUGGGGCUAUAUGAAAGGAGCAGCGUUUAGUAUGAAUACUACUGAUGCAGACAAAAAAGGUGGCGCCCGUGGGGAUGACUGGUUGCGAAAGGGAACAAGCAGGGCAGAGACUGCCGCAGGAUCCAGUCAGGCAACCAUGUGUGAGCCGCCGGAUUGGAUGACGAAGCAAGAAGGAAUGGGUAUGGAGCAGAUUAGUGAGGAGGAUACAGUUGCUCAAGUUGACCCAUUGAAACUGAGUACAUAUCUCAUGGAUGUCUCGGUAUCCCGUGGCGUGAAACUCCACAAUCCAGCCAUGGCAAAAUCUCUCGUCACGGACGAAGCAACCAACACUAUCAAGGGAGUCAAAGUGGUAAACCUCAACAGUCAGCAGGAGUCGAUUAUCCCCUGCACAAAUCUGGUCGUUUGCACAGGCUCUUGGACCCCGAAGACAUUCCAAGGUCUUUUCCCAGCCUCCAAGACCUCAAUUUCUAUGUCCCCUCUGGCUGGCUACUCGCUGGUCGUUCGCUCUCCACGAUAUACGCUGAAGGAUGAGCUUGAGAAGUACAAUGGCCGAAGCAAUGCUGUUUUCACAACCCACCCGUCUUCAUGCGGAUUUAGCCCAGAGUUAUUUUCUCGACGUGGUGGCGAGAUAUACAUUGCGGGUUUAAACAGCACGGAUAUGCCUCUCCCCACCCAGGCAGAGGAGACCUUUAAGCUUCAAGACCCAUCUGAAAUGGAAAAGUUGAAGUCGGUAGCUGUCCGGUUAAUGGGCAAACUUUCCGAAGGCAGUUCAGAGUCAACCGAGGAAAUCCCCAAUAUCGAUGAUUUGGAAAUCCUACGCGAAGGAUUGUGUUUCCGUCCUGUUGCAACUCGUGGAACACCGUUUGUUUCAAGAGUAGCAGAUAGUUUGUUGGGGAACAAUUUGAAGACGGGUUCCGGAGAAGGCGAUGGCAAGGGAGGUGUGUUUGUUGCCUCAGGUCAUGGUCCUUGGGGAAUCUCACUCUCGCUAGGAACCGGAAAGGUCAUGGCAGAGUUGAUUGAAGGAACCCAGACCUCUGCUGAUGUGACUGGGCUGGGAGUUUGAGUUGAGUUCCAAUAUGUUUAUAUUCGACGCUUGUCUUGGUCCAUGUACAAAAGUGAUAGAAAAAAGAAUAUCUGAUAGAAUAUAGAAUGGAAUGAUGAGAUUUUGGGGUCC
Aspergillus wentii DTO 134E9 is the source of this 1712-nucleotide messenger RNA. Its product is annotated as NAD(P)/FAD-dependent oxidoreductase. NCBI's taxonomy places the organism in Eukaryota, Fungi, Ascomycota, Eurotiomycetes, Eurotiales, Aspergillaceae. The transcript has 3 exons. Gene Ontology annotation, cellular component: cytoplasm; late endosome. Gene Ontology annotation, molecular function: oxidoreductase activity. The record is from RefSeq and is a predicted model, not a curated record. Bases 297 to 1601 code for a protein of 434 amino acids. Gene Ontology annotation, biological process: retrograde transport, endosome to Golgi.